Molecule: messenger RNA, 659 nt
Organism: Cantharellus anzutake
Lineage: Eukaryota; Fungi; Basidiomycota; Agaricomycetes; Cantharellales; Hydnaceae
Exons: 1
Coding region: 233-601 (122 amino acids)
Source: RefSeq, a predicted model, not a curated record
AACAGUACUGUCUCAUCCCACUCCUAGCCCCUCCCCUGGUUGCUCUUCGUCUUUGGUGCGUGGUGGAGCUGGAGUUCGGUGUGCUUCUGGGGUCGACCGCACGGGAUUUCUUGAGGAAUUCCGCUAGUCUCAGAAUGCUCUUUGGCUUGCCCAUGAGGGCACUGAACCCGGAUUGGGAGCUGCGGCCCAGCAUAUGUUUGUAUUUCUUGAGCCUCGGACAUGCCUGUAAGAUAUGUUCUCUUGUUUGGGACUCAAGUUCGCAGGCACACUCUUUCUCCCGUGUGUACUGCAACUCAUGCAAAGUAGCUCCAAAAGCGUGAGAACAUGGGCACUUACUGACCCUCACUAUGCUAGUGAUUACGGGUUAGUCAGGAGUGCGCGGGUGCAUUGCUCAGCACGGCGCUUCACACCCAGCAAAACCUUGAUGCUACUCAGAUAUGACUGGUACGCAUUCGGACGACGUGAUGACGUUAGGCUGCUAAGGCAGAAUAUAAUGGCUUGGUGUAAAUGGUACUUUGUACAUGUUUCGAGGUUGAUUUCCAACAAAUCUGGCGCCACGUUUCGCGACACAGGACUAUCGAGGGAAGAUUUAACACCUUGAGCAAAGCGUUGAAGCGCCGAGAAGUGACUCAACCCAGGGAUACGGACCUCUACGAUGC